AUGCGCGUGCGGCACGUUUGGGAGCUCCCCACAUUUUACUAUUAUGCGGUAGUCGUCAACCGCGUGGCGUCGCUCCAGGAGGAGGAAGAGUCCAAGGCCCACGCGCCCGAGAGUGGCACGGGCCGCUACGGUCAGCGCCCAUCAUACGCCGCAGCCGUCAAUGGCGUCAAGCAACGGGCGGCGCAAGCAUUGCGCCACACGUUCGUGCGCCUACUGCCCGAGCCCGCGGCGCUGCGGGAAAUCAUUGAACGCAACACCACGAUGUUCGCCAGCUUCACGCCUCAAGAAGAAGCACUUGCCGGUCCAGCUCGGGGCCGCGAAAGUGCCCGCGUGCCUCAAGGGGACGAAGAGUUUGCUGACUACUCGAACCACGAGAUCACGGACGAGUUCUUCUCGGUCAUCAACAGCGACGUGUGGAUGAUCAACAAGACCAACGACGGAUCGCUUGUGUUUUCGACAAUGGACCACGAGACGCUCUCGGAGAUGCUCAACAAAUCCGUCGAGCUCUUCGGUGAGACGUACACGUUCACGGCCUCGGCGGAUCAAGAGCGCGCUGCCCUUGAGCCAAACGGGCACUUUCGCGGCCACUGGCUGGAUCGGCAAGUGCGUCUUGAUGAGGGCCAGGCGCUCGUCGAAGCUCGCGUAGACCGACUUGUUACGUUCGAUGAGCUCGCGGAUCGCCGCGGGCUCGGGCAGUAG
This is a messenger RNA of Saprolegnia parasitica CBS 223.65, 699 nucleotides long. RefSeq lists its product as hypothetical. NCBI's taxonomy places the organism in Eukaryota, Oomycota, Saprolegniomycetes, Saprolegniales, Saprolegniaceae. The transcript has 3 exons. Bases 1 to 699 code for a protein of 232 amino acids. The record is from RefSeq and is a predicted model, not a curated record.